Molecule: messenger RNA, 13096 nt
Organism: Coregonus sp. 'balchen'
Lineage: Eukaryota; Metazoa; Chordata; Actinopteri; Salmoniformes; Salmonidae
Source: the annotation of a GenBank genome assembly
AUGCCUGCUUACGCCACCAACAUGAGGCUGAAGUUUCCCAUCCUGGCUCUGACUCUGGAGAUUAUCACCAUCAUCCUGUUUGCUGUGUUUGUGGUCUACGAUGAUGGGAAACACGGGGGGCACGGAGCCCACAACAACGCCACACACCAUGAGGAGAAGACGGCACAGAAUCCUCUGACCCUCUACCCCAGUAAGUGACACCUGAAGGCUUCUCAGCGUUAGCCUGUUCCCAGAUCAGUUUGUGCUGUCUUGGCAUGACAAUGACCAUAGCAGUUGGCAAGGCAGAAACAGAUCUGGGAGAAGGCCACCUCAGUGUGGUGCCACACAUUGGAUGUGUGGGCUGUCAGUGUGUCAGUCUGGUUGUGGGAGCUCGGUUGAAGAAUCAUGGAUCUGUUUGUAUUUGGCUUAUUGAUGGCAACCAUAGUUGCUAUGGAUGACAGGCUAUGAAGUUAAUAAUGCAGUUGAGUCUCAAUGAUUUGACCCCUCUUCUCUUUAUAAUUGUGCAGUAGCUCCUGUGAUCAAUCAGAGGGAGAUGUUGUGGGUUAGCAUAGUGUGAGCCUGUUGUGCACAGGGUUGGGGAGUAACUGAUUACAUGUAAUCUGAUUACAAAAAAACGGUAAUCAGUUACGUUAACAGCAAAAAUAUUGUAAUGAGAUUACAGAUACCUUCGAAAAACUAGAUGAUUACUUUUUGGAUCACUUAAAUUCAGAAAGGAUGUUUGGGGAAAAAAAUACAUUAUGACACCUUUCUGUUUUCUCAAUGACAUUCAAUUCAGAAUUGAAAAAAGGCACAAAUGUAAGUUUGUUCCACCUGAGCGAGUCUGACCACAAGUCAGAGACCACUAUGAUGACACACCAAAUGUGUUUGAUGGAUCCUUUUGGUCUUCUUCUAAUGCCUCUUAAGGGGAAAGUAAUCCGAAAAUUAUCAGAUUACGUUACUGAGUUUGGGUAUUCCAAAAGUUACAUUACUGAUUACAAUUUUGGACAGGUAACUAGUAACUGUAAUGGACUACAUUUAGAAAGUAACCUACCCAACCCUGGUUGUGCACGUGUCCAUUGCAGCACACUCACACCUAAAAUGACUCUGUAUGGAACAGGCCAGAUGCUCCAGCUGUCAUAGGGGCACCCCUCGGUCAAGAGCGUUGGGCCAGUAACCGAAAGGUCACUGGUUCAAUUCCCCGAGCUGACUAGAUGAAGAAAUUGAGCAAGGCACAUAAUCCUAAUUACUCCUGUAAGUCGAUCUGGAUAAGAGUGUCUGCUAAAUGACUAAGAUUAAUGCCUGGACUGAAUGGCAUCCACAUAUUUACAAUGAAACUUGCAUGUGCACUGAAGGGAAAUUCUUAGUUAUGGGUAAAAGUGUUUGCACAUGUGUACAUUAAUUUGUGUUUGGAGACUAUUGUAAUUCUUGUGACUUAUCAGUUGAAAAGUGACAAAGCCCCACUCCUACUACUUUACCUAUAUGACACUGGCAUUAAAAAUAAUUUAGAAGUGAGUCUGGUGUUCGUUGCUUGGUUCUUGGAAUCCUAAAACUUUUAUUUUUUGUCUAACUUUAUACAGCAUAAAUACUUGAAGACUUACAGUAUGGAGGUUGCCCAUAAAUGUGCAGGGCAGGUGUCACCCAAAGAGAUUAGUGCAGUGCUUAGCAUUUGGGUUGACCAUUUUACAAAAUUCUAAGAAAUGUUAAAGGGGAAGUUCACCAAUUUUUACAUGUAGACUUAGUUUCACUCUUUUUGUGAUUGUAGUUGAUCCCCCAAACUAUUUGCAUUAUGAAAAUGUGUCUAAAGCAUGUUCGAAAACACUCCAAACCAACUCAUAUUACACCAGAAUCCCAUUCUGAAUGAUCUCUGCAUUCAAUUUUAGAAAACGAAUUCCACUGUCCCAUGAAUCCAUAUUUGCAUAUUUUUGUUGUAAACACAAUCAUUCAAACAUGGAUUUAUGGCACAGUGGAAAUUUUUUUCAAAACUGUUGUACAGAGACAUUCAGAAUGGGAUUCCGAUGUAAUAUGAGUUGGUGUGGAGUACUUUAGAGUGUUUUCUAACAUAUUUGCAUAUUGCAUUAUUGUCAAUGAUGACUCAGCAAAAUGUGACAACCAAUUUUCUCUGUAACAAAACAAAACAUAAAAAAACGGUUUGGGGGAUCAACUACAAGCACAGAAAGAGUGAAAAUUAUGCCACGUGUAAAAAUGGGUGAACUUCCCAUCUUUGUUUAGGUUAAGUCAUAUCCAAAGACAUCCAAAUAGUUUUUAUAACUAUUGGUUGUUUUAACUGAUCAGAGAAACAAUAUAGGGUGAAUUCGAAAUAAGUGGUACACUUUUUUCCGUCUUCUGUAACCUCUUUUGUCAUCUAUCCAACAAAUAAGCCAACACAUGAUUCAUUUCUGAAAACUUCAAGAUGUUUCCUAAUUAUAUUCACAGGAGGCAUGACACACCCAUUUGUGUACACUGAGUCAAAACCAUAUUUUCAGUUCGCAUUUGGUUAACUGGGACAGCAUGUUAAAUAAACUGGGACACCAUUAUUAUAGUCCUAAUUGUACCCAUAUGACAAUUCUAUUCAAUUUUGUGUGAUAGGAAACAUCUGAGGAGUUCAGAAAUGUAUCAUGUGCUUACGCUGCUGCUACUCAUUGUGUAUUAUCUAUGCAUAGUCCCUUUACCUCUACCUACAUGCACAUAUUACCUCAAUUACCUCGACUAACCUGUACCCCUGCACAUUGACUCGGUACUCCUGUAUAUAGCCUCGUUAUUGUUUGACUUUUAUUUAUUUGUAUUGUAUUUGUAUUUUUAUUUAUUUUUUAGCAAAUAUUCUGUUACUUACUUAAAAGGUACAGUAAGUAAGCAUUUCAUGGUAAGGUCUACACCUGUUGUAUUCGGCGCAUGUGACAAAUAACAUUUGAUUUGAUUUGUUGGGCUAAUAUGUUGGAUAGAUGUUUGAAGAGGUUACAGAAGACGGAAAUGUAAAAAGUGCCCCACUUUUUCUGAAUUCACUCAAAUAACAGUACUAAUAACAGUACUAAUAACAGUACUGAUAACAGUACUAAUAACAGUACUAAUUACAGCACUACAAGAAAAAAUGAACAGGAUAUAGUACUACAAGAAGCAGAGCCCUGCCUAACUUCAAUACAGGGGGUCCCUAAUGUAAACUGGAUCUCUUUCCUCCAUUGGAAAAGCCUAUAAGACUGUCCCACUUUAGUUACUCCAUGCUGUCCUACUUUAGUUACUCCAUGCUGUCCCACUUUAGUUACUCCAUGCUGUCCUACUUUAGUUACUCCAUGCUGUCCUACUUUAGUUACUCCAUGCUGUCCCACUUUAGUUACUCCAUGCUGUCCUACUUUAGUUACUCCAUGCUGUCCCACUUUAGUUACUCCAUGCUGUCCUACUUUAGUUACUCCAUGCUGUCCUACUUUAGUUACUCCAUGCUGUCCUACUUUAGUUACUCCAUGCUGUCCUACUUUAGUUACUCCAUGCUGUCCUACUUUAGUUACUCCAUGCUGUCCUACUUUAGUUACUCCAUGCUGUCCUACUUUAGUUACUCCAUGCUGUCCUACUUUAGUUACUCCAUGCUGUCCUACUUUAGUUACUCCAUGCUGUCCUACUUUAGCUACUCCAUGCUGUCCUACUUUAGCUACUCCAUGCUGUCCUACUUUAGCUACUCCAUGCUGUCCUACUUUAGUUACUCCAUGCUGUCUUACUUUAGUUACUCCAUGCUGUCCUACUUUAGUUACUCCAUGCUGUCCUACUUUAGCUACCUAUGGUUGGUGAAGCAGGACAACAACAAAAAAUGACUGAAUUACAAAAUAGAAACAUAAUAUUUGAAACGUUUUUUGAUGUAUUUUGAUGCACCAGUACAUAGUAUGCACAUUUACAUCACAAUUUGGCACAGUGCAAGUUUUAUAAACAAAACAGAAAAUAAGCUAUGUCACUGAUCUUACCGCGGGGUGAGCUUCCUGUUUGAAGCUUGCUCUGCCCCCCUCUAUGAUGUCACACCAAUCAAGUGAAGUGAUUUUGAUCAUGUGGUUUCUCAGCAAGGGCUUAGUAACAAUUGCUUAGAUUUUCUCUUGUCAGAUGAAGAAAUAAACGCAUCAGGAUUUAAGCUGUCCCAGUUUAUAUGAUGUCCCACUGUAUCCGAAUUCACCCUACAUAAACCAAAAUACGUAAAAAAAUGUAUUCAAGAUAUUAAAUAGUAAUUGUUUAAUGGAAUAUACAGUUAGAAAUGCGUAUAAAAGAUGGCAAUAACUUUCUUUCUCUUCUCUAUGAGAAAAUGUCAGGGGUCUGAUGUUGCGUGCAAUGUGGGGUCGUCCAUAUUGUGCAUACCAAAGCUCCACAAUUACAGGUUCAAAGCAGAGGAAAUAAGCAGAGAAAUGCAAUUUAGAAAAAAUAAGGAACCUAUGUUGUUGCUGGGCUUUAUCAUCAAGGGACAAAAUCAGUGUUGAAAAAAUGUAAUUGAGACGAACCAAUGGGUUCUGUGGCUCUGUGAAAUACUUGUUUUCCUCAGUGAAGUGGGACCUUAAGAUUUUAUCGAACACCGAGUUGUUUCACAGCCAUAAAGCCCUAUCAUCAAAGUCAGGCGGAAUUCAGACAAAAUUAUAUUUUGUAAUUACAGUUCACAACAACACAAAAAGUGACUUGUAGUGAGAUUCAGUUGGACGCUAAAUUAAAGUCAAGAACCUCAAAAGGCACUGGUGCCUUGGAGGUUUGCCCAUAUCUGCAUGAGCCAUACUGGCACGGGCGCCUGCCCUAGUGAAUGCAGUGGCGUUGGCACUGGGUCAUCAUGCCUGGGUGGCAGAAUGAGCACACUAGGGAUUCCUUCUCAUCCAAAACCAUGGGGGAUUACUGAAAUGCUAACGGAAGGUUGAGGAACUACAAUUUAAUUCCCUUCAAUGAUGUUUGAUGCUGAUGCAUUUCAGACCAAGCUUCUUCGUCAGAGUAUGGUGCACUGACCUCCAAACAUUUCAGCAUUCAACAUUAUUGAAAAUAAUGAAGUUGCUGGCCUGAAACCCUUCUCCUUUCAGACUGACACCCCUUCAGACUAGCAAUCCAGAAAAUACUUGAUAUCCUGGUUAGAGUGCUAGCACAAUACAACUACCACAUGGAGGAUGACCUAACGUGUUGGGCAAAGAGGCCAUCUAAGAGGCUGACUUCCAAACGGACCUCUCUACCUCCCGCCACAUCCUUUUCUUAGAGCCGCCAACUGGUAUGAUGUCACUAAGGGAUCAAUUAUUCAGGUGAUAUAGGACCAUCCAAGGGGUUCCUCAAUGGGUCACUGCAUAGUGCAUAGCUCUAAACUUUCCAAGCCAAAGAAAUAAAACAUUAGAGAUUUUAGAUGACAGUGCUGGUUAAGACGACAAUGUGCAGUGGUGGGCCGAAAAAGAAAGAUAUGCAAUAUGGACAAGACAAAAGCUGAGACUUCUGCGGCUCUAUAGGCGCUUACAACGCCAGGAAGUUAUCAGGUUAGGCAGUUCUCAGUAACUUUACACGAUACAUCGUGUAUUCUAGUUUGUAUUAGCAUACAGUCCAUUCCCUUGCAUUCACCCAGAGAUAAUGUUUAACAACAAAAAUGCAGAUUUGUUCCAUUACAAAAGUCAAGUCAACACACGGCUAUUUGUAUAUCUUACCUUGUAUAUAUCUUACAAGGCUAUUUGUAUAUCUUACAUAUCUGACAUUGUUCAGACUUCGAUUUCAGGGAAAAGAUUGAAUAGAUUUGAGUUAUUUGUACCUUGUAUAUAUUUUACAGGGCAAUUUGUAUAUUAGCCUACAUAUCUGACAUUGUUCAGACUUCGAUAUCAGGGAAAAGAUUGAAUAGAUUUGAGUUAUUUGUUUGUUACCGGAUGGGCGCGGGUGUUCUGACCAGUGCCAGAGGGGUUAUAAUGUAUCCUAUGACGUCUCGGAGGCAUUGCGUAAGUAAUACUAAACCUGAUUAGAAUCAGGUUGUAGUUUGCUGAAUAUCAUCCAUAGCAAUACAAUGCACUACUGUGAAGAAAGAGCCAGUCACAUGUAAACACAAUAAUGAGAGAGAGGAAUUCACAAACUUCUAAUCGGAGACAAUAUCUGUUUAGAAGAGCUAACCUUCCUGUUUACUCUGUCUCUAUCACGUGUGGCAGAAAUGGGGAGCCUCCAAACAAACUCUACUCUAAAAUUAAUUGCCAGUUACAACAAUCCCUCUACAACUGUACAACGCAGCAUCAGUUAUACUUAUAGUACGGUCUAGAAUGGCACAGAUACACAUAGAGAUAGAGAUGUAUAUAAACUCUAGAAUGGCAUGCUGGUAGACAGAGUCAUAUAGUACAUGGUAGUCAUACAUAGUCACAGACAAAAAAAAGACAAUUGACCUAUGGGCUAGUCUAUGCUGCAACUAAGCCCCCAAACCCCCCACCCCCCACCCCCCACCCCCCACCCUAUAUUCCAUCAUUUUCCCAGUCAGGACUUUCUUAGUAGUGACUGUCUGCCUAGGUCCUUCCCUGACACCACAAUGCUAACUGCUCACCACAAUGCUAACUGCUCCCCACAAUGCUAACUGCUCACCACAAUACUAACUGCUCACCACAGUGCUAACUGCUCACCACAGUGCUAACUGCUCACCACAAUGCUAACUGCUCACCACAAUGCUAACCAGACCUGGAGAAACGAGGCCUAUUGUUUUCCCUUUCUGCCACACCUUCAUGUACUUUCCAGAUGAGAACCAGUCAUCCAUCGCACACGGCUUUUGGGAAUAGGAAGUUGUCAGGCAUUUCAGGGAAGGGAACCUUUUGUGAGCGUCGCGCGAGAGUGGAGCUUGGAAAAUUAGGAUCGUUCCUCCGGCGGCGGUGGAAAUACUGUUCUAAGCUAGACACACAGGCAUGCACAAACACACACCAGAUGCACACAUACAUACACAUCUGGUCAGUCUCCUGGGCUAGUAGCCUGAUCCUUAUCUGCAGACGAUCGGACAGAGCUCACAUCCUGCUGUCCACAAACACAGUGAACUAGAACCAUCAUACACCCUGUAAGUAAAGUCUCUGUCCUCUUACGUACAUCAAUCUAAAUAUACAGUACAUAAAGUGCGAGGACAGUGAUCCAUACACAAGACCCCUGUCCUUAUAAUUCCAGUAACUGAAACUAAUAGUGAGGAAUGUGUUUAACUGUGGAGUGUCUGCUUCCCUGAGACCCUCUAAUAAGUUCAGAAGACUUGAUUAAGAUCAUGUGAAGUCAGUGAAUGGAACAGCGUGAGGCUACUGACACGACACGUCAAACUGGGUUAGCCUCAGUUCUCAGUAUCCCAUUCACAGACUAAUUGAAUUGGUCUUCCAUCUUCCGACAAGUCAGGAUUUACAUUGACCCCCUCGUGUGGACAGGGUUUACUACGGUUGCAGCACAGUCCAAUGCGGCAGCUCCGUGAAUCAUUUGAGCAUCAAAAGGCAAGGCCCUAGGUAUUUGAUCAAUUGCUGGUCUGUUAAUUGAUUUGAAUGUCUUUGCAGUUGUGUUCGUGUCUCUUAUUUGUUGUUGUCUUGUUGACACCCUUUAUCAGUUUCAUUCAGUUGUCAUCCUCUCUGUUUUUAUUCAAUGUGAGGAAUAAAUCAAAUAGGGCCUUAACGGACCUUCAAUAAAACCAUGUUAUGUUAAGGAUCAAAAUAGUCAAACUCCUCUGAGCUGACCUCUGACCUGCGUUCUCAUUGGUCCACAGUGUUCCAGGAUAUCCACGUGAUGAUCUUCAUUGGCUUCGGCUUCCUGAUGACCUUUCUGAAGAGAUAUGGCUUCAGCAGCGUGGGCCUCAACCUGCUCCUGGCCGCCUUCGCUCUGCAGUGGGGUCUCCUCAUGCAAGGCCUCUGGCACCUGGACAACGGAAAGAUCAAAGUUUCCAUCUUCAAGUAAAUACAAUAAAACACGUUGUCUAAACUAACACCUGACUUAUUUCACCUGCUAGCACUGACUUGUUUAAAGAAAUGUACUUAUAUUAAGAGCGUCUGCUAAAUGACUUAAAUGUUAAAUGUAAAACACAGUACAGUCAGAAGGAAUGAAGCUAGCAUUAGCAUCAUUAUGUGCACAUGAUAGAGGACAACUGAGGAGAAGUGGUCUGUUUUAGUGUUAACAAUCUCUCUCUCUCUCUCUCUCUCUCUCUCUCUCUCUCUCUCUCUCUCUCUCUCUCUCUCUCUCUCUCUCUCUCUCUCUCUCUCUCUCUCUCUCUCUCUCUCUCUCUCUCUCUCUCUCUCCACCUCCUCCUCUUACUCCUCACCAAAAGGAUGAUCAAUGCAGACUUCAGCACAGCCACAGUUCUGAUUUCGUUCGGGGCGGUCCUGGGAAAAACCAGCCCAGUCCAGCUCCUCAUCAUGACCCUCCUGGAGAUCACCAUCUUCGGCAUCAAUGAACAUCUGGUGGCCAACGUCCUGGGGGUCAGUGCACUUCACCAUCAUCUCAGAACCCACAUGUUAACAGUCUGUCACAACAUAUUAACUUCACCCCUAUCCACUCAUCUAAGCACUUGUAUACAUGAAAGACAACACUAUGCAAGAAACUUAUUUUAGUUAAUACAGUCAGUCCAAUGAGAAAUAUUGUGUGCAGUCUUGUGAGUACCGGUAAAACAAAUGUGUGAAUCCCCUGUUGGCCCAUGUAUCAUCCUACCAAAAGGGCUCUUACAAAUAUAAUCAUGGCGUAAAUUCAUAGGGAUGAGUCUACAAUAGGGAAAAUACAUUUAAGGUCAAGGGGUCAAACUUUCUUUUAUAUUCUUGAAUCUGUCCAUUCCUAUUCCCAACCAAUCAGUGCACUAGAUUAGCUUGGGAAUGGGCAGAGGCUUGAUGGAUGUGUGAUUGACAAGUGAUUGAGAUAACUAGCAGGCUAAGGAGAACGUUCAGUUGGGAGGGCUAGAUCUUUUUUCUUUUUUUUUUUCUCAACAUAAUUAAGUGGUUUAUGUGGUUUGUCCCACUUACAGGCCAAUGAUGUUGGGGCCUCCAUGAUUAUCCAUGCCUUUGGGGCAUACUUCGGUCUGGCAGUGGCCCGCAUGCUGUACAGGCCAGCUCUGAGGAACGGUCAUGAGAACGACGGCUCUGUCUACCACUCUGACCUCUUCGCCAUGAUUGGUAGGAGCAGCAGCUCACACGGCAGUCAUCACAGUCAAUGCAACAUUCAGUUGAUCUUAUUACUGUAGUCAGUCACUAACUACUAUUAAAAGAUUAGAUAGAUCAGCCAAAUAUUGAUAAAAUGUUCCCUUAUGUAUCUUUGGAACACUAGAAAUAGAAAUUCUGCAAUAUGUGCCUAAGGGAAUGCCUAGGGAAUGCCUGGCUGAUCUAUGAUCAAAAUGAAUGAUAUUAUAUGGACGGGGGGACCUGAUCCUAGAUCAGCACUCCUAAUCUGAGAAGCUUGAUACAUUUAGCCCCUGGUGUCUGUUUGCAUGGUAUAUUUAUAUUUUACUCAUAAGGGAAGGGGUGUUGUAGGUAGGAGGCUCAAGUGGCGGCUCCUCCACAUAUCCUAGUCACAUACGCCACCUAGUGGACAGAAAAGUGAAUCGCUUCAGACUAGCAGGCCAACUUCUGUUUGACAUAGUUUUAAUACAUUUCAUGCAAUCGUUUUUUUUUUUAUAUUUCAGAAUCAAUUGAAGUAGCAGACAAAUGCAAAUCCUUACUUCAAUAUCUUCUCCAGGUACCGUGUUCCUCUGGAUGUUCUGGCCCAGUUUCAACUCCGCCAUCGCAGAACCCGGUGCUGAUCAGCUCAUGGCCGUCACCAACACCUACUUCUCCCUGGCUGCCUGUGUGCUCUCCGCCUACGCCGUCUCCAGCCUGGUGGAGCACAAAGGAAAACUGGACAUGGUGAGAUAUCACAUGCUUCACUCAAACCACAAAGAGUCAGAUCACAGCAAAGCUGUAGAUUGUUUACCUCCUCAAUUUAUUUGACUUGUUUAUAUUCAAACAAGACUAUUGAGUGUGUGUGUGUGUUUGUGUGUGUGUUGUGUGUGUGUGCGUGCGUGUGUGUGUGUGUCUCUGGGAGAGAGGCAAUAGAAUCUCACACAGCACCUACUAUAGCAGAGCUCAUUUAUGCUUCUGUCGCUUCCAUAGGUCCACAUCCAGAAUGCCACUCUGGCUGGAGGUGUUGCCGUAGGAACCUGCGCUGACAUGAACAUUGGGCCUUUCGGUGCCAUGAUCAUCGGGUUCGUGGCUGGCAUUGUCUCCACCCUGGGCUUCAAGUUCCUCACUGUGAGAACAAAAGUCACACAAGUCUGAACCAAUAGGAAAACAAUCCUGAGAUGGACCAGGACACCAAACUGGCUAGAAAAAGCCAUAGUUAACUAGGGUUGUAAUGUAGACAUGCCUUGUGAGUGUCAAUAGCUCAGUUGGUAGAGCAUGGCGCUUGCAAUGCCAGGGUUGUGGGUUCGUUUCCCACGGGGGGCUCUGGAUAAGAGCGUCUGCUAAAAUGUAAAUACAUCCACAUUCUUUUGAAUGAUACAUUUUUACCAGCAUCCUAACUAACUCCUCAGUCCAAUGAGCAAACAUUGUUCUGGUUGUGGUUGGUUAAACCCGUUUUGUGUGCUAGGAGAAACUUGCAUUUUAGUCAAAACAAACACCUACCAUCAGAUUGCUAGAAAUAUGUUGAAAUUAGUGGACAGUAGGGAAUGAUGUGAAUGAGACCACUGUUUCUCUCUGCAUUUCAGCCCAUCCUGGCAUCCAACCUGGGCAUCCAGGACACCUGUGGUGUCCACAAUCUGCACGGCAUGCCUGGCAUCCUUGGGGGUAUCUCUGGCAUUGUGGCUGUUGCUCUGGGCAAGAAGGAUGGGUAAGGUUCAUCCAACGGCGUUCCUCAUACUGUACAUCUAUAAAAAGCAGAUUAAGAAACAGGAAUUAUUUUAUAAUGACUUUUGGUCAAUUACAAUGUGUAGUCAUUUUCAUGAUCAACACUGAUGGGAAACACAUCAACUUUGAACAGUCGCCAUAUUUGUGAUCUCUGUAUAGAUAGUGUAGUUCUGGAAUGUCUAUAGUAAUUCACUUUUCAGUGAAAGUGUGAGCUUGGUCUCAAUAAUAAGGGUCAAAAUAAGGGUCUCUUAAAAUACCUAAGUACUGUCCUCCUCUCAUCUUCUCUUCUCUGCCCGUCUUCCCUCAGGAGCGCAGCCAUGCAGGGUGCAGCCCUGGCCUCAUCCCUUGGGUUCGCUUUGGUUGGAGGAGCCAUGACAGGUGGGUGGAAGAGACACAGUGAAAUGUUUUGUCAUUCAAAAAAUCUACAUCACAUUUGAACAGACUUCUUGUCGUUUUUCGUAUGGUAAUAGAAAGAUGAUAUUUCUAUACACGUCAUCAAAUCAUUGAGGUCAUGGCAAUUUGUUUUAUUCCAUGCAGCUGGGAAACAUAUUGAAUAAUACUGUAAUUGACUUAUCUCUCUGUACAGGUCUGAUAAUGAAGCUUCCAUUCUUGGGACAGCCUCCAGAUCAGAACUGCUUUGAUGACUCAAUCUAUUGGGAGGUAAGAACUCGAGAGACAAAAUACAUCAUCCUUGAACAUCACUAGCUUAUCACUAGCUUACAGUUGAAACAAACACCUGAGCUAUAUAGUACACGGUACAGGAUGUUUUAUGUAUUGGUGUGAAACUCAUAUAACAUUUGAGAUAUCCAAUACCAUAAUGUGGCAUUAGCCAUCUAUGACUAAGAGUAUAUAUUCUUCUUAGUCAUAUAUGGCUAAGAUGGCAUAUUGUAUUGUAUUACAUGUCACGUGACCACCAGGUGACAUGCAAAAAAAUAUUUGAUUUAAAAAAUACUAUCUUAGAACAAAUAUGAUUUGGCAUAGAUGAAAUGGCAGCUAAACUGUAAGAUCUGUUCCUGACUGAGAUGUGACUGUCCUUAGGUUCCUGAGGAGGAGGAGGGUGAGGAGAGUCUGGCUCACGGAGACCAUUCCAUGAACAAAGCAGAGGCCUAAAUCUCCCGCCUGUGCUGCACAUACAUUAUCCACAACCCUUUGAGCUAAAGAUGGGAAAGUGAGAGAUCAUGAACCAGACAUUAGACCAUGGGUGUAUCUCAAUUGUCUUAGCUGGCUUCCUCUCCUCGUCUCCUCUCCUACCAGGACUUCCUGCAUCACCUGUCUAAUGUCUUGACCAUCAGUGCAGAAGGAGAGAAGGAGAGGAAGCCAUGUUAUACUAUUGAGAUCAACCCAGGAUGACCAGUGCUGUCAACUUGUCAUUUGUUUUUAUCUACAGCAUAAAUCAUUUGAUUGAUUUGAGACAAAUUGAGAUCAUAUCAAAUCAUAUUUGAAGUGGUUCAUGCUACCUUAUUUACACAUCUCUAAUUCAAUCUGAACAGCAAGGAAGCUCAUGUUACACUUUUCUGUGUAACAAACUACGUCCUCAUUGUCCAUAGAUUUGUAUUAAAUAUUUUCAUUUUUAAUUGAAUAGAAUAGGUCCACUGAAGAUCAUUUGGGAAAGAUGUUGUAGCUCAUUAUAAUUUCAACUAAAAUGGAUGGGUGGGUAGGUGUGUUACAUACAAAACAUGUAUUAUCAGGUCUCAACGCAAUUGAAAUAACAUUGUAAGUAUUUUUGUUUACAGAAAAUGCAAGCAUAGUUUUGGAUUUGUUAGUCUGAAAAUUGAUUUCAACAAAGCAGCAUUUUGAUAUAAAUCACCCUUAAUCAGUUGCAUUGAACCAUUAACUGUUCUUUCACACAUUCGGAGUAAAGAUACUUUCAGGGAUUAUUUUUUUACACUGAAUUUGAUGACCAAUAAUGUGCCCCUGUUCUGAGCCACUAGACACAGUAGAAACACUAUAGAAAUAGUAGAAACAGUAUAUCAAGCUGACAUUCAAUCAUAUCACCAAUCCUCCUCAAAAUGUUAACAGACAUUUGUUUUUCCUCAUUAGUUUUCCUCAUACAUUGUAUAUUUUUCUCGACAAACCUUUUUAUGUCGCCAUCCAAUUGACAUUACCGAUAUUGUGUGCUAAACCUUGUUUCAUCAAGAUAAUCAACUGCUACUUUGGCCUGCUGCAGAGCUAGGCCGCCUCACUGGAGCCCACUACUCCGCCUGGAGAAUCUGAUCCCAGAUCUGUGAUGUAUAAGCAGUAGCUACCCACUAGGAACAGAUUUCAUUUCAACGUUUAGUUUUGAUUUUUUUUAAAUGUGAGUGGUCAACUAACGUGAAUUCAACGUGAAAUCAACAACAACAAAAAAACAU